AUAAUUUGAAGCUAGUUCCACAAAUGUUGCUUUCCCGGACACUAUUUGUUCUCUGUAAGCUAAGUUUACAAAUUCAAUUAUAUUAAUUUGUAAAAUACAAGUAAAAUUUACUAAAAUUUAAAAUAUAAAUUAUAAUACGAACCUAACUGUGUUAGCAACUUACAUUUAAUAAGCUCCAAAGCUUCUUCUUUUGAUCGUGUGAUAUUUUCUUCUCGCCAAGAAGACGGUCUUCGGGAACCUGAAUGUUUUACUAACAAAUGAGAACAUUGAACUUCUUCUGGGCCAUCUCCUUUAUUACUUCCAGAUGGAUCAGCAGGUUUAUCUGGCCUGUCCCACUGACUUUCUUUAGUAUAAAUAUUUAAAUAAUAAUGUUGCCCUGUGAAUGAAAUAUUUUAUGUUAAAGUAGAUAAUGUACAGGGCCAAACCUAUAUGAAAUAUCUAGUAAUAAAACGCUGUAUAAGAAUUUGUGAAACGUUAACGUAGCUCAGAAUACAAUAAUUUUAAAACUGUGAUUUCUUUAGAACUUUAUUCUCAAUUUAACAAAUACACUAUUGUGCAAAAAAAUGCCGGCUGUAUACUUCCCACUACCGUCUUUAAAGUGGAAAGAUAUAACUUAUUGAACAAAUUAAUUACAAAUAAGAUAAAUAUUUUACAGAAAAUACAUUUAUGUAUACUUUAUCGAUUAUUACUAAUAAAUUGACUUACCGGUAGAUCUACUCAAGCGUUUUUCCCAACCCGCUGGUAGUUUCUCGUCCGCCAUUGUUAUCCAAUAUUUUUCUACUCUUGUCUCACGUCAAACAUAACGAACACGUUUUCACUGCAUCUAGUUAUCUACUAACUCAGUGCAUUCAGUUUAAGCAACGUUAUCAAUGUUAAUAAAAUCACUGCUCUGUUUCAACAGAAAAUAUAUAAAACAAUUAAUAUAAAAUAAAUACUAAAUAUCUUAAAAAAUAUUUAAUAUAGAGAAAUAGGAAAAAAAGAAUUUUUGUCAUGUUUAUGAUUCAAAUAAGAUCAAACAAUUCCUUGGACAAAAUUAAGCUUACAAAUAUCUAUUUUGGAGUACACAUUUGAACGAAUAACUUCUUUUACCCUAAAAGUGUUUCCCCUAUAAAAUGCUUCAAAAGAACUUACAAGAACGAGUUUAUUUAUAAAUUUAUUUAUAAUAAUUAAUAUCUUAGUAAUAAAUGUUAUUUCAUGAACUACCCCAUGCAUAAAUCGAAUGAAAAAAAUGGCUCAAAAAGUGAAUAAAAAUAAAAUUAAACGAAAGAAAAAUAAAAUAAAAAAAGGUUGAAGCGUUAUACAUGCUUGAUGUCGAUGCGUAUGGUUGCUAUGACGGCGAAUUACAAACGUUUCCUCUAAAUGUUAAAUCUUUGGCUCUACAUGCCGAUUUUAUCUCUCAAAGUUGUUUAACAGAUAAACAAGAGAUGGAGAUGGCGAUAAAUAAUAAUAUAGAUUCAGUUCUGAGCAUUUUAGGUUGGAAAGAUGGAUUUCGAAUUCCAGUUGCAAACGCGGAGAACAAACAAUUAGAAGAAGAAAUCGAAAAAAAAAUGAAAUUGAAAGAGAAUUUAAAUGUGAAACUUGAAUCUGCUGAGGAAAAACUUAAAAUGAUGAAAAAUCGCCUAAGCAAUUUAAAAGUAGAGCAAGAUAUGAAUCAGAAGCUUUUGAAUACACACUCAGUACAACUUGAAACCGAAAAUCACCAUUACCGAUUGAGCUGUAGCACCGAAUCAAGUUUGCGACAAGAAGCGCGAAAUUUUGAAAAGGAAUGGAACAAAAUAAAUGGAACAGUAGGAAACCUUAAAAGGGAAGUUGAAAAAAUGACGAAGAAAAUUGAAACGUCGAAGAACACGGUAAAAUACGAUGAGGAAAGUCUGAGAGAAUGGGAAGAUGCGUUAAAUCAGAACGAGGAUAAUAAUCAAUUGAUAGAACAAUACCUAAAAGAAGAUUUAAAAGAAUACAAGGAAUUGGAAUUGAAAAGGCAAAAACUGAGUAAAGAUUUGCAAUCGUAUCACGAGGCAAUUAUUAAAAUAACUAAUGAAGAACAAGAGACCGAAAUUGUUCUUGAUCGAACAAGCAAAUUAUACAACCAAGCGUUAACAGACUAUCGACAAAUGUUCAAUCAAUGGAAAGAAAGUGUAAUCAUGUUACAACAACGAAACAACGAUAUUCAACGUGUUCUUAAAGACACUGAAACGUUCCACGAGAUCAUGGAGAAUAAGAGAAAUACACUUAUGGAAUCAGAAAAAUUUUUGAAAGAACAAAGUGAGAAUAAUAGACAGGUUGAAGAGUCAAUUAAAAAACUGGAGAAAAAUCUUUGCAAUAUAAGGGAAGAACAACAAAGAGCAAAGGAAAUGCUCAAUACAUACGACAACCAACUUAUUAUAGAAAAGAAUAUUAUAAAAGAAUGCACCCACCGUGUAGAACAAGUGCAGGCUAAUAUAAAACGCAAAGAAGCAGAGAUUCAAAAUAAAUAUGCCAAAAUAGAGAAAUUAAAUGAACAAGUUGUUGAAUUGUCUACAAAGCUGCAAAAUAUUGACAAUGAACAAUUAAAUAUUAAAGAAAAAGCAAAAGAACUAGAAAAUAUGAUUCAGGAACAAGAAAAAAAGAAAGUUACAAUGAUUAAAGAAGUGAAUCGCCUACAAAACGCCAAUUUGCGUGUUACAAAUCAAAUCAAAAAACUAGAAGAUGAAAAUAAAAUCACUAGUAUGCAAUAUCAGAAUGAAUGUAAGAAGUUUGAAUAUUUGAAUAAAUUAUAUACUAAAGAUGAAAAAAUUUUGGAAGAACAGAAGGAAACAUUAUAUCAAGUAGAAUUUGAAUUGCAAAAGUCUGAAAUGAAGUUAGAUAGACUAAGGGGCCAUGAAUUGGAUAAGUCUGAAGCAGAAAGGAAACAAAAGAAAAUUGAGGAAUUGCAGAGCACAUUAAAUGAAAAGAUAAAAAUAUCAAAACUAUUACAAAGUCAAAUCUCAAGCUUGGAGCAUGAUAUGAGAAAAAUGUCCAAUAGUCUCACAAGUGACAAUAAAGAAUUAGAUUAUUUGCGAAAUAAACGGCAAGAUCUAAUUCUUCUGAUGGAUGCAGGAGAAAAACGAUUGAAAGCUGCUCAAAAUUCUUAUGAAGAGAAACAAGUAGAAGAAAGUGUUUUACAACUUAAAGUAUCACAAGUGGAAAAGAUGAUAUCUACUAUUGGAAAUAAUGUUUAUGACUUGGAAAGAUAUCAGCUAGAAUUAGAAGCAGCAGUAAAAGAACGCAAGGCAGAAAUAGCUGUACAAAAAGAAUCACUUAUUAUUCAAAAGAGGGUUGUUACUGGUGAAUGUUCAGAACUAAGAAAUGCUAUAGCUGAACGAAAAAUACGAAUAAAACAAUUACAAUCAAGGUACGAUAAUGGCAUAGCUAUGUUAGGAACUAAUCCUGAUGGUACUCCAGUAAAUACUACUCAAUUGAAAAUUCAGAAUGCACAAGAAAAAUAUCUUUUACAAGAGCAAGGUGAUCAAUUAGAUGAAACUAUAACAAAAACUGAACUUGAAAUACAGGCCAUGGAAAAUACAUUACGAGUAAUAAAUGUUUGUAAUGAUAAGUAUAAAUUGACAACUUUGACAGAUGAAAGAAAUACACGUGAACUAGAGGAGCAUAGAAAAUUAGAUGCAGAAUUGCAAACUACAGAACAAAACUUAAAGCAAAAAAAAAUGGAACUACAAUGCUUAACUGACAAUUUACAGAAAAUGCAAAAUGAGUAUGUUCAAGACUUAAAACAUAUCGAUGAAAUUCAAGAACAGAAAGAAAAUAAAAAUCAAUAUUUGAUCGAAUUAAGACAACAGAUUCAUGACCAAGAAGAAAAAAUAUUAAGAGCUGACAAAAGUUUAAGGAAUGCACAAAAAGCUAUUCUACAAAAGAGUAUUAUUACUGGGGAUAAAACAGUGCUUAUACAAGAGAAAGAAGUGGAACUACGUGAGCUACAAGAACAAAAUUCUAUUAUUUUGCAAGAUAUUGCAGAAUUUACAAUUCAUCAUGUAGAAGCUGAAGCAUAUAUUAAAAAACUUCUGGCUGCUAAAAAUAUAGAAUUACCAUCUGUUCCAUUAACUAUACAAUCGCCAAUGUCUAGUCACUCACAUAAUUCUACAAAUUCAGUAGAAUAUGUACAGAAGAAUACAAAUCGUGGAAGCAUUAUUUCAUCAUCUAGAGAAAGUAUCGGAACAAUUGUCAAUAUUGUGCCUGAAUUUCAAACAAUUUCAACAAAGACAUCAUCUAAAAGGAAUACAAAGCAUAAGCAACAACCUAUGAAAUCUUCACACAUAGAUUUUACAAAAAAAUCAACAUAAUUUUCAUACCAUUAUGUAUUUAUAUGUUUUUACUGUUAUAUCUUUAUCAAAAAUAUAAAAGAGGACAGAAAACCUGUAUCAAGAAAAUCAUUUAGAAUUUAACAGAAUUACUUUUAUUAUUUAAUCAAUUCAAACAAUACUAAUUCAAUUCUUAUUACAAUUUUUUUUAUUUGUUUUAAGGUUAUGAAUCACUCCUCUGAUCAAAGGUCUCAAUGAGUAAUUUACUAAUACAGAACUUGCAUAAAUAACAAUUUUUUUCUUAUAACUGUUAUCAAUUUAAUUGAUAACACAUAGCAACUAUUUUCAUUUUGUUGUGUAACGCACUAUCAAUCCUUAGUAAUCUGUAUCUACAAUACGUGUUACGAUUCGGAUACAUAAUUCUAUUCGAUACA
Messenger RNA from Nomia melanderi (Alkali bee), 4705 nucleotides. Its product is annotated as coiled-coil domain-containing protein 39-like. The record is from RefSeq and is a predicted model, not a curated record. Gene Ontology annotation, biological process: epithelial cilium movement involved in determination of left/right asymmetry; inner dynein arm assembly; cilium-dependent cell motility. Gene Ontology annotation, cellular component: axoneme. NCBI's taxonomy places the organism in Eukaryota, Metazoa, Arthropoda, Insecta, Hymenoptera, Halictidae.